CCGAGGCGAUUAAGACGUCAUCCGACCGUUCUGGGGAACCGGAAUCGAAUCCUAGGAAUUUUUCAUGGGUAAUUUAUCCCGGAAAUGUUGGACCUCGUCCCUCAUCAUCCGCUGGCUUCAUUAUGGGUCAGGUUUAACCCACGAUGGGUAUGGGAAAAAUGUUCUUUUGGUGUCAACAAGACGUAAAGAGCCGGGAUUGAAAAAAUAAAUUGGAUGAUAAAUAAAACUUGAACACAAAUAGUACUAUUGAUUAGAGCCACGAUCUAGUCAAUAGUAUUAUAUGUGUGUUAAGUUUGUCGUAAAGAUUAAAAUAAAAACAUAAAAAUUAUUUAGGAAAACAAAAUUCGAAUUUUUAAGAAAGAACAUUUCAAAAUUUGAUUAGAAUUUCGUUCUUAUAUACAUUCACGUAAAACGUUAAAAAUUAUGAAUAAAAUCAGAAUUGUUAUUUAUACUUGCAGCAUUAUAAUAGCCUUAUUAGGUUGUUUAAGUUUAAUUAUAUGCGAUUCGUCAUGUACACCAAUUGUAUAUUUUUGGAAGUCAGAAAUAUCGCAAGAUGAAAUACAUGAUGUGAAAAAGAAUAGCGAAGGUGAAUUCUGUAUACCUAACUUGCAGUUUUGGGAAAAUUAUGAAGUGGAAUCUAAUUUGCAAAAGGAAGUGGAAGAGAAAAAGAGCAUUACAUUUAAUUUUAUCCUCAAAAGUAUUGCUCAGAAUUUUCUUCUGUUUAUUGGAUCGAUCCUUCAGCAUUUUCUUUCAGCCUGGAUAUGGUGUUGUGUUAAUGAUCCACUUAUAGCCUGGUUUGUCUUUAUUGCAGCUAUCGUUUCAUAUCUGCGAACGUUUUCCAAGAGAGAAAGAAACUCAAAGGAGGAAGAUUUUAAAAUUAUUAAUUCAGAUUUUAUUACGCCAUCCACGGAAGAGAUUUUAAAAUCUAGUGAUGCAUAUCAACAAAUUCGUUUAUUAAGUACAUAUUUAAAGAAAUGCGAAAGGGUAUUUUCAGAAAAUAUAAACGAGCUGACAAGUAGAUUUGACGAAAUUGCUGAAAUUAGCAACAACGAUAUUCAAAAACAACUAGAAAUUCUAGAAAAUAAAAUAUUUAAAAACGAAAAUAUGUUGGAUAAACUUGAAAACGACUUAAGAAUUGAAACUGAGUGCAGGAAUAUUCUCAUUCAAACAAUAAUACAUGCCAUCACNUUACAAGAAACAGAUUCUAUUGGAGGGCUUUAA
Molecule: messenger RNA, 1221 nt
Organism: Centruroides sculpturatus (bark scorpion)
Lineage: Eukaryota; Metazoa; Arthropoda; Arachnida; Scorpiones; Buthidae
Exons: 9
Coding region: 424-1221 (265 amino acids)
Source: RefSeq, a predicted model, not a curated record